This is a messenger RNA of Owenia fusiformis, 1866 nucleotides long. The record is from the annotation of a GenBank genome assembly. NCBI's taxonomy places the organism in Eukaryota, Metazoa, Annelida, Polychaeta, Sabellida, Oweniidae.
UUAAGAUAUAAAGAUUGCUCAUCUUCGACAAAAUAGAAGAAUUAAAAUUAUGAUCACUUAGAAUGAUUCAAAUUAUUUCUAAUAUAGAAUGUAAAUUGGUGUCUAGGAAAAUAAAACAUAUGAUCACAUCCAGCUUUUCUUUGAAAGUCAAAUGUCCUUGCAUAUGGAUUAACGAAUUAACGUUAAUAACUAAAAUGAACCCAGUUACAUGAUAAACUAUGCAUGAUCCUGAAUUGUGACUGUAUUUUUGAGACCCAGAGAUUGAAUAUUUUAAAAUCACUAACAAUCUAUUUCUUCUCCAGUUAACUUCCUAAAUGGCUUCUAUAAACUUUGAAAGAGGAAAAUGUAUUAUCUGCCAAGAUGAUUUUAAAGACAGUAACAGCAAUGUUGUCAAGCCAACUGUGGGACAAGCAAGAGGUGUUGCAACCUUGCUUAGAAUAAGCAAAAUGAAAGAUGAAGUUUAUCAACGUAUGAAAGUAGCCAAACUUGAAAACGCACCUAUUCUAUAUCACAUGAACAAUGCUUGCUACAGAGUAUACACCCAAAAACGGCAUACUGAAGAAACCAUUGAAGGAAUGGUUGGAAACACACCUCAUUCCUCAACAGCACAACCCAAACAAAUGAAAUGUUCCCUUCCACAAAGGAAUGAAGAAACUGAAACUGAUACUGAAAAAACCAUUGAAGGAAUGGUUGAAAACACACCUCAUUCCUCAACAGAACAACCCAAACAAAUGAAAUGUUCCCUUCCACAAAGGAAUGAAGAAACUGAAACUGAUACUGAAAAAAACAUUGAAGGAAUGGUUGGAAACACACCUCAUUCCUCAACAGAACAACCCAAACAAAUGAAAUGUUCCCUUCCACAAAGGAAUGAAGAAACUGAAGAAACUGAAACUGAUACUGAAGAAACCAUUGAAGGAAUGGUUGGAAAUACACCUCAUUCGUCAACAGCACAACCCAAACAAAUGAAAUGUUCCCUACCACAAAGGCCCUCUGUUGAAGCUGUUGAUGUACCUAAAUAGCAGAAUGUUUGUAUAUAUUGUAAUCAGGUCACAAAAAACAAAACAUAUGAAAAAUCCGGAAUUUCUGAAGAGAGGAAAGCUACCGAGUUUCUUGUACAAACCCAACACUUACAGGAUGAAGUGUAUACCAGCACCUGUCACCUCACUGAUGUGAAAGGAGUGAUUGAAGCUGAUCUCUUAUACCAUAACUAUUGUUACAAACAAUACAGCCAUAAAUACCAGAAAAGUACUGAUUCAAAUUCUCUUCAUGAUAAAUCAAAUAUGUAUGAUGUAUUUAAUGAUGUCAUCAAUGAAAUUCAACAAGACUUGAAUACAGGAAAAGCCUUCUCUGUAUCAGAGAUUUGCAAAGAGAUCGGUGACCGCCUUCGACGUAGCCCUGUUCAAGGGCAACUUGUCACCAAAUAUUUGCGUAAGCGAUUUGGUGAAGAUGUCACAUUUAUAAAGCACAGCAAGAGGCAGUCUCAGGAUUUUCUUCUGGCAAGCAAGAUAGAUGCUGUAAAAUUGGUAAUUAAUCAUUUAUAAUUUAAAAGUACUUAUUCAGUGUGUCAAAUAAGUCCCGCCCCCCCCCCUCUACAGCCAAGACCUUAAUAGAUGGUACCUAGUGUGAUAUACCAUUGGAAAGAUCAUCCAAAGUUACGUUAACUCACCAACUCUCAAGUAUUUUGGAUGAAAUUUAUCUAUAUUUUGAUAGUAUCCUUUAUAGUUAGUGUACUCUCUUCCAAUGGCCCUUUUUGCGUCAAAAUGAGAAGGAUUUGACCUCAAAAAUAUUGGCAUUCCACCUGUUACCAAAGAGUUUUCACUAUCACUAUCACUAUCCUCACCCCUCUAUUUUCUACACACAUAAUCC